UGAUUAUUUCAGUGAUUGGAAUUCAACUUUUGUAUCACAUCACCAAAAGUAAGCAACGCUCGAUGUGAUCAAGAACGGCAACUUUUCUCUAUGGUUUAGCCCUAGCGUACAGAGUUCGCGUCUGCGUCACACAGUUUCGGUGCGUGUGUAGUUCGGCUGUGCUGUGCUGGGUGACAGCGCUUCCCGUUGCAGUGUAGACCUGGUGAUGGCAGUGAAGGGAAUGUAUAAAAUGCACCCCAAUUAUUAUCAUCCCUCAAAGACGAACGCCACCACCGCAACCAACAUACGAUAAAGCAAAAAAAGAAGGUUCAAACACGCAUCGUAGCCGCACAAAAGAUACAUUCGAGCAAGAAAAACCUGCCGUACACGAACGAAAGAGAGAACGGCCGAUUUUCGUACCUCGGGAAAGCGAAAGAGCAAAGCCGUGAGCAUAAAAGCGGGUGCAAUCAUCGAUACAACAUCACAUCACACCACUACACCAAACUGUGCAAGAAUCGAGAGUGUGCGAGAGCGCAGCAUUAAAGCAAAGGAAAAACGGUCCUUCUUGUGUCGUCCUUGUAGCAGCAAAUACCACCAACGGGGAAGGAAAAAAAUAACAAAAGGCCUUCACUAGGAGCUAGCAGCAGAGCAAGAGUGUGUGUGUGUGUGUCCGUUUUUGGGGAAAAAAAGAUUGAUGGUGCAAAAAUAUCUUUUUGCCAGCAAAACGGCAACUGCAGCAACAAUCAGCAGAUUAUUCCCGUUGCCAAAUCGGUUCCCGACGAACCUCAACCGAACCGCAUUGCCUUCGUUCUGUCGAACGUCGGUGAUCGUCCUGCCUACCUACUGCUCCUGGUAGGUGGGAGGUUGUGUGCGGGGAGUGGGUCGAUAGUGGGAGAAAACGUAUCUGUGCGCACAGUGCUCCAGAAAACUCACUCACCCAAAAAUGCACAGCAUGAUCCAGAAACACAGAAAAGGAUCGCGACGUAAACCUAUCAGCGGCUGCAACUAUCACCCUGUCGGAUGUGUACGGGAUUCGCUCAACGGCAUACUUGAUUGUGAUUAUUUCAACAUUCCUGCUACGAUUGCUGCUUCAGCUUCGACCGAUGCAAAUUCGCAACCUAGCACUAGUAAACCCAGCACCACGAUAUCAUCCUUCACACCUACGCGUCAGCGGCGAAGAAGACGGCGAAGGUUGGUGGUCACUCCUCCGGCUGUCACCGCCGUCUACGAUGAUGAGGUCGAAAUACGUCACCGCAGCCGAAGAAGGGCAGAAGAAACACCGGAAGAAAAUGGCUGCUGUAAUGGUAUCUUUCCCACCAUCGCCCCCAACAACACCACCCCCCUUAUACCGUCGGUUCCAGAAGGAUAUCAUCAGCAGUCAACACUAGUGUCUGUGCCCUCGCACCACAGAACCCGAACGAAACUACUGUAUAGAAGUAUUGUGCAAAUAUGUUUGGCCUUGUUCUUGAUCUUAGGAUGCUGUGAUGCAGCUAAACAGGAAGUUUUACAAAGUGGAACGGGGUGUGCAUUUCCCAAACGAUGGGAAGGUCAAUGGUUUCAAUCCGGUGUACAACAGCCAAUUACAAUAGAAGGAUCCACAUUAAGUACUAGGGGCCGAUGCAUUGCUAGUGAAGGCGAUAAAUUUUUAUUAGUUAAUGGCAAAGGAUGUCACCGGUGCGUUGUAAUUUAUCAGAAGCACAUAAACAUACUCCAGUAUAAAGAAAGUGAGUGUGAAGAUUUUUAUACAGGCCAGUUGAAUCCAGCUGCAAUGCCUAUUCAUAGCGUUUUAAAAAGUGAUCGGGGCUUAGCUCAUCCCAACAUGAACGGGCAUUCAAGAAUAUCGUCAUCGGAUCCAUAUAUGCGAUCCAAUGAAGAUAGCGACAAUUGCAUGGGAUGUAAGGGUCGCGAAACAUUGCAUUACCUUUGCGAACAAAUCCCGGGUGAUGCUCUAUUGUACAGUAUGUUUAAAAUAAAUCCAGAGCCAAUUAAAUGUCCACUGUCAGGAUCCUAUACGUUCACCUAUAACCGGGGUCAUGGUGAAUGUAGGAGUCCAGUCUCGAAUAUGGAAAUGUGUACAGAAGACAGUAGACUACUGCUAAGUUUUCAGGCAUGCCCUGAUGUACCUGGGACAGAAAGCACGGUUGAGGAACUGACAUGCUUAGCAUGGUGGAAGGAUGGCAAUUCACGCUAUUUGGUGGGUCUGGUUUCACAUCAUCAUGCCACAUCGAACGAAGAAAGAUUUAGAUGCUUCGUAUACGAGAAGCUGAGUGGCUCGGAUGCAGAAUACAAACUAGCACAGUCCGGUGAUGCUACGUGUAACGGACUGGAAAGUGCUGAGGUUGGUUCCCGGAUCAUGACACUCAAGAAAGCUCCUCUAAUGGAUCGUUGCGACUUUCCCGUCUGGUUUAAAGGUCCUCGGUUCUGGCAUGCAUUGAUGGGCAGUGCACAUUACGUAUUCGAUGCUAGUGAUGGUUCGUUGCACAUCAAGAAACCAAAUGGCCAUACGGUAGCUCGUUCUCUUUGCGAGCAAAUCAACAAGCAAACUUCCUCGGAAAUGAUGGUCGUUGUGCAUCAUACAAUGGGAUGCAAAUCUGGGUUUAUGUGUGUCAUGUUCUACAGAAGAGAUACUCACGUAGCCGAGCUACAAAUGGGAACACCGACAGCUAGGCUUGAAGAUGCAUGUACGACUGAAAACUUUGACGUGCAUCGAACACCGUUCGUUACUUUGCUUGCAAAUAACUCUGAAACGCAGCUAUGUCCAUUAGAGGGUCAGUAUAUGAUGAAAGGUUUCCUUAUGCCUACGUCGUCUAUUUCACGGCAUAAACGCAACCACAACAACAAAGCUCGCUCGCAUCGACACUGGGACGUGGUCGGAUACCGCAACCAGGAGAGUGCCAUCAGUGGUAGCACCACCGGAACGGCAGGCGGUAUUGUAGGCGGCUACAUGGGAUUGGAAGCGAAGCGAAGGUCCUUCCUUCCACGAUCUCGGCGGACAGUGGUCGAAUCGAGAAAUGAUACGUACACCGCGUUACAUGUCGAUGGUGAAGCCAAUGCUUCCGGAAGAUUGCGUCGGGAAACAGCGGGAGGAUGUAACAUUAAUCACAAUACCAACCGGCAGCUGUUGGUUGGAUGUAACGAGAAUAGCAUAAUUGAAGUCAAACCAAAAUGUAAAACCGAUGACGAGGAAUUAUUCACGUGUCAUGGGCAUUGGCAGGAAAAUCAAACAACGUACAUUAUUGCAAAGCACUCAUUUUCUCAGCAUGGUGUAUGUAUCAGUUAUGUGCCAAUGGAAGGCAAUCACGUACAACUGUUCGUCGGGGACACCUGUCACCGUGCCAACAUGCAGUCAGGCCAACACAGAUCAAUGCCAGCCAAUAUUACCAGCUACGGUAAAUGUGGUGAGGUGAGCAGUUCGUUUAAACUUCGCCCGAACCACAUUCGGCUUUAUUCCUUCGUCCUAGCGGUGCUGCUAAUGAGAAGCGUUCUGAGAUGAUCAGUGGCAACCGAAACUGAGGAUUAAAUGUAUUGAACUCGUGUACUUCUGUCGGUGCAUUGUAAGUGAUCGCAUUUGUUUUGUGUACGUGUUGAUGUGUGCGUACCGAAGAGCACUAAAUUGCAUGUUAGUCAACUACGACCGAAGGUAGCAUUGUGGGAGAAACGGUUGUCCUGCAAAUGAUAACUGACCAUAAGCGAAAAGACUCGUCUGUUGAGACCGUGUAAAACAUUGGAAAAUGGGAUGUGUGCAUGGCAUAGAGGAAAAGACGCAGUGGGAAAUCGGUACAUCGACAAAAUGUACAAAGCUGAGAUAUGAGAGUGAAUGCUAAAUUGUUUUUAUAUUAUUAUUUAUUAAAUUAUGUUUUACGUUGCGUUUUUUAUCUCUACUUGUUGUGAUACGAUAAAAAGGUAACAAAACCCGACCACUUGCCUGGACGGUAAACCACACAGGACAGAAUGAUAGUAAUAGAGAAAAGAAAAUGUGUUAUAACUUUACUUGCCAGCCUUGUCCCCCGAACUCCAAAUGCUAAGAAGGAGACGAUGAAGUGGUCGCUUGAGUGAUCGAUUGAUCGACGCUGCAUUUAUUCGCUUGGAAAGGCAUAAACACAACCUUUUCGGGCGUUAAUAGCUCCGCACUACGCGACUUUUGUUCUUUUCCCUCCAAUUAUUUAUGGCAUUAUUGCACGUGAUUGUAAAGCUUUGUAAAACUAGCAACGUAUGAUGGUAUUUGUGCCCCCGAGUUCUUCUUGCUGUGCAGGGAAGGUAGCAACCAAAUGGCUAAUCUUCUCAAUCCUUUGGAAAGGAAGAGCUGUUAGUGUGCGAAAUGGUUGCAGAUGGAUGGACUACAACAGAGCACACCCACAACCUGGCUGCACCUUGCAUUCGCUACCACAUACCGAGAUGGAGAUGCAUAAAACCAUGUGGGUGAAGUGGAUUAAAGGCUAAAAUAAAUUAAAACAAAACAAAAACCUACUGCACAUAUAAAUACAAGUAACAACCAACGAAAACUAAACCAGUGGGAAAUAAGUCCGAAGUCAGAUAGAAUGUGGAAAAAGAAGAGACAGCUUGAAAGGUGUAGCAUAAUAAUGAUGAUGGGUGAGCAUUUUCGCAGCGGGCGAAGAAGUGAAGUACAGAAGGAAGCACACCGCCAAUACGCGCAGCAUACUGGGGGAGAAGAAGAGGAAGAAGAAAACACUUUCACCCGCUACACUAAUGCAUAAUAAUAAUCAUUCGUUUUUGAAUUAUGUAUCCAAGGUUUCCUAUUAAAAGUGAUUGUACAAUGGUAAUGACAAAAGUUGAAAAUGCAGAAGCAGAAAAAACACACACACUAUGCACCGAACGAAUUGUGCAAAACAAAAAAAAAACUCUAGAAAAUAUGGAAAAAGGAUGUGGGUUAAGCGCAAAUUUCCAAGACGGAUAGUAAAAACAGAGAUGAAACGAGUAAAAGUAAAACAGCAUAUAUUAUAUAUAUAUAUACAAACACACACCUAUAUAUAUAUAUAUAUAAAAUUAGGGAAGGGCAUGUGGGAUUAAUGGGGCAAAAUGGAAUCUGAUAGCCGAAUAAUGCUGUAAAACGUGCGCGCGGGAAAACCAGAAGGGAUUGGGGAUACAAAGGAAAAAGAAAUACUAUGCACGAAACGAAACUGGUGAUGUUGCAAACGAAUGGGGCUCUCUUUGGUAAAAGUGUUUUGUUUUUAUUUUUAAUGCGUACCAGUAAUGCAGGAUGAAAAAUGGCUACCAUUUGGAGGGGAACAGAGAGAGAAACACUGACACAAAAGUACUCUAGGCUUUUUAAAUUAAAUUAUCAUACAACCAACAAAUUACUACGAUCUGAUAUUUUUUGUGUAAGUACUCGAAUCGUGACCGAAUAAACAAGCGGAAAUCGAAGGAAAAAGGUGGGAAAAGAACGAUGAAACUGGCGAAAAGGAAGAUGAAAGUUGGAACAGCGAGCAAGCCAUGGAGGAGAGAAAAAUAAACCAACUAAAAU
Messenger RNA from Anopheles moucheti, 5461 nucleotides. RefSeq lists its product as uncharacterized. The record is from RefSeq and is a predicted model, not a curated record. Bases 923 to 3472 code for a protein of 849 amino acids. NCBI's taxonomy places the organism in Eukaryota, Metazoa, Arthropoda, Insecta, Diptera, Culicidae. The transcript has 15 exons.